Molecule: messenger RNA, 1526 nt
Organism: Penaeus indicus
Lineage: Eukaryota; Metazoa; Arthropoda; Malacostraca; Decapoda; Penaeidae
Gene: Idh
Product: isocitrate dehydrogenase [NADP] cytoplasmic-like
Exons: 9
Coding region: 108-1337 (409 amino acids)
Biological process (GO): NADP+ metabolic process; isocitrate metabolic process
Cellular component (GO): cytosol; mitochondrion; peroxisome
Molecular function (GO): NAD binding; isocitrate dehydrogenase (NADP+) activity; magnesium ion binding
Source: RefSeq, a predicted model, not a curated record
AGACGACAGCCCCACAUAAACGCUACUCCCUGUCUCACUCUACUUCGAGUCGCCUUUAAGUAAGGUCUUGUUGCUUCUUUAAGGACAUCCUAAAAGAAAGAAAAAAGAUGGGCAAAAUCACCUGUGGACCUGUUGUGGAGAUGCUGGGGGAUGAGAUGACCCGCAUCAUCUGGGACCUCAUCAAGGAGAAGCUCAUCUUGCCCUUCCUAGAUGUGGAGCUUCACACCUUUGACCUGGGCAUGGAGAACCGUGAUGCCACAGAUGAUCAGGUCACCAUUGACUGUGCCCAAGCCAUCAAAAAGCACAGUGUGGGCAUCAAGUGUGCCACCAUCACCCCCGAUGAGAAGAGAGUGGAAGAAUUUAAGUUGAAGAAAAUGUGGAAGUCCCCAAAUGGCACCAUCCGCAACAUCCUUGGUGGCACUGUGUUCAGAGAAGCCAUCAUCUGCAAGAACAUCCCUCGCCUUGUGCCAGGCUGGCAGAAGCCUAUUGUCAUUGGUCGUCAUGCACACGCUGAUCAAUACAAAGCAGUGGAUUUCGUGGUACCCGGUGCAGGCAAGCUUGAAAUCAGCUGGACCCCUGCAGCUGGUGGUGAUGCAAUCCACCACAUUAUCCACAAUUUUGAUGCAGCAGGAGUUGCUCUUGGCAUGUUCAACACGGAUGAGUCUAUCAGAGGAUUUGCUCAUGCCUCCAUGGUGUAUGCCCUUGACCGUAAAAUGCCCCUGUACAUGUCCACCAAGAACACCAUCCUCAAGAAAUAUGAUGGACGUUUCAAAGAUAUCUUCCAGGAGAUUUACGACAGUGAGUACAAGGGCAAGUUUGAAGCUGCAGGUAUCUGGUACGAGCACCGCCUGAUUGAUGACAUGGUUGCACAAGCUAUGAAGAGCGAGGGUGGAUUUGUGUGGGCUUGUAAGAACUAUGACGGAGAUGUGCAGUCAGACUCUGUUGCACAAGGCUUUGGAUCACUGGGCAUGAUGACCUCAGUGCUAGUGUGCCCUGAUGGGAGAACUCUGGAGUCUGAGGCUGCCCAUGGCACUGUCACACGCCACUACCGCCAGCACCAGCAGGGGAAGGAGACAUCCACAAACCCUAUUGCUUCCAUCUAUGCUUGGACACGAGGUCUUGCCCACCGUGCAAAGCUGGACAAUAAUGAACCCUUGUCCAAGUUCUGUGCAACACUUGAACAGGUGUGCGUGGAAACCAUUGAGAGUGGAGACAUGACCAAGGACUUGGCCAUAUGUAUCAAGGGAAUGGCUAACAUCACCCGCGGUGACUACCUCAACACCUUUGAGUUCUUGGACAAGCUGGCAGAGAACUUGCAGAAGAAGAUCACUGCUUGACUAUCCUUGCAGGAACAGUCACAUCCUCCUGCUAAGCUCUAAACGCAACAAGACAUUCCCCAUCGCCUUUAAGUCUAACAAUAGAAAUUAUCUCCCAGUGUCCCUAGGGGAUUUUUAUUGAUUCAGGUGCUUUUUAAAAUAUUUUAAACCUGUAUUAGGGACCAGAUAAUAAAUUUAGUAAAUUUUAAA